Messenger RNA from Caenorhabditis bovis, 822 nucleotides. The record is from the annotation of a GenBank genome assembly. NCBI's taxonomy places the organism in Eukaryota, Metazoa, Nematoda, Chromadorea, Rhabditida, Rhabditidae.
AUGGCCACACAAGACCAAAAUCUAAUUUCAAUGACCUGCAACGAUGUCGAUGCUCUUUUCGAUGCGCUGACCGGGGGACAAAAGGCAGCCCCUCUUCCAAAAACGCACUCCUUGGUUGGAGCUGGCAAAGUUUCCGGCGAAAUGAUGUGCCCAUUUCACAAAUCUUUGCCGGUCAAGGGAGUCGUCUUCUUAAAGAACGUUUACUGCGGAAGUCAAUCUUUCAUAUCGUAUUGCGACGACUGCAUCAAAGACCCGUUCAUGUACGACAUCAGCGAUCCGCUCUACUCCGAUUUUCAUCAUGCUGUCAAGAUUCUCUAUCCGUUCGACACCGUAAAAGUGCGACAGGAUACUCUUCUGAACGAUGUUUGGACGUUUUGGAAAAGAAAAAUUCUAAAUUACUACCCAAAAAAAACUGUGUCAAAAUUCGAUUGGGCGCAAGCUGAAAAGAAAGUCGAAGAAGAGCGUAAAAACUUGAAACCUAAAGAGAAAAUGGAGUAUCACCCAAAUGCUCUCCUUCGCAAGUUUUACUUUGACCGAAUGUCCGAUUCGAUGUGUGGGAAGCCGUUCUGCGCGUGGCAUGAGGCGUCCGUUGAAUGCGCGAUCAUCACACUCGACCGCACCUAUGAUUCAUGGGUGCUGGUGCCAUUUUGCGAGGACUGCGUCAAGAAGGAGAAGAACAAACGCCCGGAUUACACGGAGGACCUUCUCUACGCAGUGGAGGUGGCCAUGAAGAAACUUAAUUAUCUUCAUAUCGCUUACUAUUGCAAAUGGCCGCUAGCCUACAAGGAGACGUACGAGAAGGUCUUCAAGCAGACCGAAUAA